GACAAAAUUAAUACGAGGUGACCAUUGGGGUCCUUUAUUUCCAAAUCCACAUUCAUCGACAUUUAAUGAUGUGAUAAAUUUAAUUCAAGUAAAUGUAGGUAAUCUAGUUAGAUUAGCUCAUAUUGCAGCUGGACCAAUACCACCAUCAAAGAAUUAUGAAUUUCUGCAAUAG
This is a messenger RNA of Funneliformis mosseae, 172 nucleotides long. Lineage: Eukaryota; Fungi; Glomeromycota; Glomeromycetes; Glomerales; Glomeraceae. The record is from the annotation of a GenBank genome assembly.